Molecule: messenger RNA, 1120 nt
Organism: Cutaneotrichosporon oleaginosum
Lineage: Eukaryota; Fungi; Basidiomycota; Tremellomycetes; Trichosporonales; Trichosporonaceae
Source: RefSeq, a predicted model, not a curated record
AAACAACUCCACUUCAAGUCCUCCACUCCAAUCUCUCCUAGCCCGCAGCCCAGCCCCAGAGCGCGUCGCGCUCUACCAUCUUGGACUCGUCCUCGUCUUGGCUCAUACACACAUACCCCUGUCAUGCCCGUCACCAAGAAGAAGGGCGCCAUCUUCGCCGUGUACGCCGACACGCCACCGCGAGCCGGCCCCGCGCCGAAAGAGCCCUCACAGCCGCGCGAGGGGCGCCGCGCGCUCACGAACAUAGAGCCCGCGCCGACGCGGCGUAAGGCGAGUCCGGAAGGCAAGCGCCGCGCGCUCGCCCCCCGCUCCCCAUCGCGCUCCACGAGAAGCAAAAUGGAUGUGUUUGUUGACACGGACGCCGUCCAGACGGAGAGGCCUAGACGCGCGCUUGCCGCCAGACCCCUCUCGACAAAGCUUGCCAAGCCCCUCUCUAAUACCUCCAUGAUCGCGUCUGCGAAGGCGCCGUCGUCAAAGCCGCUCGCAGCAAAAUCCGUCUUGAACCAGCCCAACGCCUCUUCCUCAUCGUUUGAGCCAUCCUUAUCUAAGCACGCCAUGUCCAAACCCUCAUCAUCCAAGUCUGCCGCUAGGCCUCGGGCUGCCCUCGUCAAGCGUGCCCGCUCACCGACGGACAAGGAGAACGCCGCACCCCCCGACUCCCCAGCCAGCCGGACACGGAGCAAGCUCGUGCUCCCCAAGCCUUCGAUUGAGAAGAAGCCGAUGAAGAAGUCGUCGCGGGCAUUCACCGUGUUCGUGGACCCACUUGCCGACGUGAGCGAGGCGUACGGCGCAAGUGGAGAUGAACCCGCGGGCUUCCCCGCGCAAGGGCGGUCAUCAAUUCGCUCUUAGUCUCGUGCGGAGCGGCGCGUUACCUCGCCGAACGCUGAGGUGUCACCCCGAGGCCGACGACGCUUACUCGAUCGUCCUGUGCAUGCGUAUCACCACGGCGACGCCACCCUGUUUUCACUAAUCCUGUCGCGUGUAUACUAGCUCUGGAACUUGGCAUUGACAUGUGCAUACAUGCGUAUAGCAACCGAUGUAGUGCAGUGCUUGGGGCUGUGGCAGUGGCCGUACUAUACAACGGAGGAUAGAGUAAUCUAUAGACGUCUAGACAUAUAUC